AUGUGUCCUUUCCUCCGAAACGUGUCGCUCUCCUCGUCCUCCGCGCCGCACUCAUCUCCCCUCUCCCACUCGCUCGGGGACCUCUGUCCCGCUUCCGCUGCUCUUCCGGGAAAGAAGCCCAUCUUCGAGGAAACUUCUUCCUCCUUCGAUGUCGCUUUCAGGCUCUUUCACGGCGAAACGGGUGUUGUCCCGCUCGCGAAGACUUGCGACCGCGACUCCGUUAAGUCAGGCGAAAGUUACGACGGUCAGCUCAGCCAGUCGCUUUCCGUCGUUCCCACGCUCCAUGCUACCGGGAUUACCGCUGAGAAGACAUCGCAGAGCAUUUCAACCGCGAAGGUCACCACUCAGGCCUUAUCCCUGAUGGGUUAUGAGACAGCAGGAGAGCAGGAUCAGGAGGUUUGUCCGUACGCUGCAGCGUUCGCAGGCGGUCUGGGUGCGUCAGCGGCCACGAUCAGCCUGUCGGUGUUCGGCCCAUCCGGACCGUUCAGUUAUGAUUCUUUCCGAUCGCGCGGGGAGAGCAGCAAGGAGCAGCAGAGAAGGAAGGAGCAAGAGGAGAAGAGGCGUCGCGAGGAGGAAGCUUCGAAGGAAAGAGAGUCUGUACACGAAGCCGAAGGCGAAGAAUGGCUCAAGUCGGGUAACUGCCCGAUCGCGAAGUCCUACCGAGCAUUUUCGCGAGUGGUGCCGCUCAUCGCAGCGGCGAUCAAGCCCGCGUCCGGAUUCCAAUACCGCUGCCCGGCUCCCAUCAUCGCCAUGCGCGCAGCCGUCGCGAAAACCUCCGCUAUGAAAGCCCUCCGGCCUCAGGCGCUCCCUAUAAGAACACUCGCUAUAGGCACGAUCGGCAUGAUGCUGAACAUCCCGCUGGGUGUUUGGCGAGAGCAUUGCGAAAAGUUUUCGCCACAGUGGAUCAUCGCCGUACAUGCGUCUGUCCCGCUGGUCGCCGUGCUGCGAAAGGCUGCGCUCAUGCCGAAAUACGCCAUGGCCUUCACUAUAGCGGCCUCCGUUAUUGGCCAGGCGAUCGGAGCGAGGGUGGAGCGGAGACGUCUGAAGAAGAUCAAGGAAGGUUCAGAGAAUGCUGAGGUGGCAGAUACUAUCUCAGGUGACAGCAUUGCAACUACCAGCAGCAGCAUCACCAACAGCUGCAGCAGUUUCAAGUCUGCUGCCAUUCCAAGGCUCCCCCAGCGCACUGUUAUGCUGUCUAAGACACACAGCGAGUCCCGGGCUGUUCGUGUAGGGGCGGCUGCUGCAGGGACAGGUACUUGCAAGGCCGCUGCUGGUAAGGAGGGCGUGGGUGCGCUCGUAAGCACCAUGGCUGUUGGCGCUGGUGGUGGAUCGAGUGCUGGCAGCCCAUUGAAGGUUGCUGCUGCUGCUGCGCACUGA
Closterium sp. Naga37s-1 is the source of this 1377-nucleotide messenger RNA. The record is from the annotation of a GenBank genome assembly. Lineage: Eukaryota; Viridiplantae; Streptophyta; Zygnematophyceae; Desmidiales; Closteriaceae.